Messenger RNA from Triticum aestivum (bread wheat), 3117 nucleotides. RefSeq lists its product as uncharacterized. Bases 481 to 1143 code for a protein of 220 amino acids. The transcript has 4 exons. Lineage: Eukaryota; Viridiplantae; Streptophyta; Magnoliopsida; Poales; Poaceae. The record is from RefSeq and is a predicted model, not a curated record.
AUCGCCCCAGCUUUCCUCCCUCCCAACGUAAUCCAGCCAAGCCCAUCCUCCCGCUUUCCUUUGUUUUUUUGUCGACGAAUACGCCACCGCUUUCCUCCCUCCCAGCUUUCCCCUCUGUCCACUCCGGCGUGCCGCCCAGCAGGAUCCCGUCCAAGGUCCAACAGGCAAGACCGGCGGGCCGGCUCCCCCCUACGCACGCCACACCCUGCGUCGCCGCCCCGCCUAGGAUCCGUUGGUCGCCCCCCUCGCCGAUCCCUCCCUGUCUGCCGCGCCUCACUCCCACGCCGGCAUCCAUCCUUCCUCCCGCCGCACAGCACUCAAGCCAUGGCGGCCACCUCGUUCCCUCCUCGCCCCUUCACCCUCCUUCUCCAUACUCGCGCUGCCUGCCACGACUACUUCCAAGGGAUCAGCGCCCGGUGGUGUCGGGGUUGGGGAUCGGUGUCGGCCUAGGAGGAGUUCGGCCACCUCGAUCCAGAGGCCAUGUCAUCGGUGGCGCAUCAGGUGGAUAGGUUGCAAUGUCGGCAGCGGCCUGAGUUGAGUACAGCUGAAUCUGUCCAAGAAGGCCAUAUGGAGGCUUCCUUUCCAAUUGCUCCCGACUACGGCGCGAUAUCCGUCGACUUGAAGCCCAUUGCUUCCACCGGCCCACUCGGUGUAUCUUCCCCUGUCAUGAUACGGCGCUCCACUUCCUCUCCCCACCAUCUACACAAGAAACGGAUCGAUUGCCCUUUGAAGUUUGCUCGGCUCACCUCAUUUCAUUCCCAUUGGUCUUCCAUCUCAGUCCUAAAUAUGUUUUGGUCUUCUUUGCAUUCCAAGAUUCACCUUAUUAUUUUGGUCACUUUUUCCAUUUGCCAUCUUACUCUUCCUGUUUUUUCAUCGUCUUUGAUUUUGCAUCAACAUGUCAUUAUGUGGCUACAGUCUACGGGCAAGAGAUUCAAAUUGAGAGAGCAGAAACCCAACAGUUCAAAAUCUGGAACCCUUGGUUAUAACAAACACCAGCUCCAUACAUUACAAGAAACUGGAGAAAUACAUACCAGUGUCCGAAGCCAAACGAUGAACAGCGCCCCCUUGAGUAACAUACAGGAGGAUGAGCGGCAGGUGGACAAAAUAGGCUCUGAUGAAACAACGUGUCACAUCAUCAGUUAGAAAGUAAUUCAGGUGUCCCAAAAUUCUUUCACAAAACUCACGGUAUUUCUACACUGUAAAACUAUAUGUGCAGCAGCUGCAUAUGAUAACAUCUUGCGCUACAAUAGCUUGACAAUUUAAAUCCCCAAUCAUUCUCAUAUUUGUCUGUGCAAUUGUUUGCCUUUGAUGAAUUGGAAGCAGAUUUCGGUCAAAAAUAAAUCUGGGUAAUCUUUAUGAUCCAUCAUCUACUCAGUAUGUCUCCUAAUCUUUGCUGCAAUCAGUGAUAGUAACAAGUUCAUUCGUUCAUGUAGAAGUCUCAUGUUUUGCAAUUUUGGAACAAAAGGAGUUCAAUAAGUAUUUCUUAUGGAUAUUAGUUAUCUACUUAGCACCAUAUGAAUAAUUUCCAGUGUCUCUUCUUGAUAGGUAUGAUAUAUGCUAUAUUCAUACUCUUCUUUUCCGUUGUAAAGGCUUAAAAUAUGGCACAUAUAUUGUACUGCGGUCCUAUAUCCUUUACCUUGAUGUUCCUGUGAGGGAGGUAAAUACAGAUCCCAAAUUCAUGGUUUCUCUUAAUUCCCAAUUUCUUGAUCCCUUUCAUUUACUGAGUCUGCAAAUCAUUUUGAUUAUUUAUUUUGAACCAAUAUCCAUCCUAGAGAGGGCAAGCGUGGCGCAGUGGUGAAGUCCUCCCACUUGUGCCAAGAGGUCCUGGGUUCGAACCAGCCUCUCUGCAUUGCACUUUGCAGGGGCAAGACAGCUUCUACGCACUGGGUCUGCCCUUUAUCCAUCCUAGAUUAGGAUCAAACCCCCGGGAAUACGCUGCGCGGCACAGAUCCGCAUGGUCGUCUGACGGGAGAAAUUUCAGGAGCAUCUGAGCCCGUCCGUCCUCAGAAAAGAAUAUUUGUGAUCUAUACUUCAGUUAUUGCUACAUGUGACAUGUCCUCUCUGCAGAUUCUUUUUUAAUGUCUAUCAAUAAGUUUUUGUUGAAAAUUGGAACAGUUGAGUGUUCUUGCUGAAGUAAUAAGUGUAUAUAAUGUUGUCAUCUGACAUUAUUAUUUACGAACGCUAAAUUUAUUGGCACACUACCAACUAUCUUAUACCUACAGUCUUAUUCCUAUUAAUAUAUGCUUAUUCUUCUUACAUUCAUGUACCAUGGCCAUCUCUAUUUUGUUCUAGCUACCCUAUAACCUAUAUCUCCUUCACAGUAGCAUAUACAUGUGAUGCUCAAACUGCCGGAAAAAAGAUUGAAGCGUGCAUACAGAGUUGCCAACCAUGGCGUAUUUUUUGCUAUGUACAAGCUGUCUUUCAGGAAAGUAUUUUUUUAAUGGUUCUGAUCAUCUGUUGUAGAUAUACCUAUAUGCAAAGAUCUGGAGCUAUAUCUAUCCGUGCAACAAAUUAUGCAUAGUAAUUUGAUUUGUAAAUAAGGAAUCUGGUUAUCCAUUCAUUUUACUUAAAUUUCGGCAUCCUGUUUUUUUGCAAGUGUUUGUAGUAGAUUCAACAUCUCAUCACUAGAAGAGAAGCUAAUUUGCUUCUGGGCAUGCUUCUAUCUUCUUACAAUAUAUCAAGUUUACAUAAAUUGUUUCUGUUAUUUAUAUAAAUGUAUAUUCAAAGUAUGCCAGAAUAUCCUCAUUGCCUCAUGUCGUGUUGUAAGUGUGUUUGUGUGCCAAAGAAGUUGUGGUCCUCAAAGUUAAUUAUUGUCCAUAACCAUACAUCUAAUUACUGUUGGAAUACUGUAAUUACACUUUGCAGAUCGAAUAUCUUAUUAUAGUUGUUUCAUUGGUUUGUAAGCUUCCUGUAAUUUCAUUAAGUAUGACAGGAACUUCUUAUAUAUUUUACAACGUUGGUUUAUGUGAGCUAAAAAACAUCCCACCCCAGUGAUAAAACUAAUUUCCUUUCUAUCCCUUCAUUUGUCCUCCAGAAUGCACAUCAUGAAUUUUUUAAGUUUUACACAAUAAAAUCCCGCAGCAACGUGCGGGGCAUUUAUCUAGUUAUUAUAGCACA